AAAUGAGGGAUGCAGAAAAGCUAGAGAGAGAAACAAAGGAACUAAGUUUAUUGAAGGAUUUUCCAUAGAAGAAGAAGGCUUUGCCGGCUUCAAUUCGCUUUGAUUUCUGAUCUUUCUUCUUCCUUCCGAUCUGGGUAUGGAGUUUUAGGGUUUUCGUUUCUUACAGUUUGGAUGCUGUUCUUGAAAUUACAGUCGUUGGGUUUGCUGUAAUUCUCAAAAUAUGUUAGAAAUCUUGAGUAUUGUUGUUGGGUUUCUGAGCUUGGGAUGAUUUAGGUUUCCUGUUCUUCAGCUGAUUCUUGAAUUUUUAAGAUUAGGCAUUUGGGUUCUUUUCUUUCCCUCCUACUUACAGUGUUCUGAGUUUUGAAAACCCGCUUUUGGAUUGAUUCCAUUUGCUUUUUUAGAAAUAGAUUUGAACAAAAAGGAAAGGAAGAGAAAUUGCUUUUUCAGGUUUGGUAUUUAGAUGGACUGAAACAAAUCCAGCCGCCUUGUUCUGCCUUACCUUUCCUUUCCUUCCCUUCCAUUCUCUUCUUUGUCAAGCUUGAGAUUUGAGAUGCAUCUUUCACUAUGGAAGCCUAUAGCCCACUACGCCGCUCUAAUUUUGGAUAAAAAGAACAGAAGGAGAAAUGGGUCAUCAUCAACAGAACAACAAAGCAAGAAAAACCCAUCUUUCCUACGGAAAUUGCAAGAGCAUAAGCUAAGGGAAGCUCUUGAAGAAGCAUCUGAAGAUGGGUCACUAUUCAAAUCUCAAGUCAUGGAUUCCGAGGCGGCGGCCGCCAACGAAGACGAUGAAGCGCUCGUGAGAUCGCGAUCGCUCGCCAGGCUUAACGCUCAGAAAGAGUUUCUGAAAGCUACUUCUCUAGCAGCCGAACGAAUUUUCGAAUCCGACGACUCAAUUCCCGACUAUCUUGAUGCAUUCUCGAAGUUUCUGAUUAUGUACCCAAAGUAUCAGUCUUUGGAGAAGAUUGAUCAGCUGAGAUUAGAUGAGUAUUGUCAUUUAAAAGGACCAGAUUAUAAGGUAUGUCUUGAUUAUUGUGGGUUUGGUUUGUUUUCAUUUCUGCAAACAGUUCAUUAUUGGGAAUCUUCAACGUUUAGUUUGUCUGAAAUAACUGCAAAUUUGGGUAACCAUGCUUUAUAUGGAGGUGCUGAAACGGGAACUAUUGAACAUGACAUAAGAACUAGGAUUAUGGAUUAUCUUAACAUCCCUGAGAAUGAAUAUGGUCUUGUUUUCACGGUCAGCCGUGGAUCUGCGUUUAAAUUGCUGGCGGAUUCGUAUCCCUUUCAUACGAACAAGAAAUUGUUAACCAUGUUUGAUCAUGAGAGUCAAUCUGUGAAUUGGAUGGCUCAAUCUGCUAGGGAGAAAGGUGCUAAAGUUUAUAGUUCUUGGUUUAAAUGGCCCACUCUUAAACUAUGUUCGACUGAUUUGAGAAAACAGAUUUCUAAUAAGAAGAAGAGGAAAAAGAAGGAUUCUGCUGUGGGUCUUUUCGUGUUUCCUGUUCAAUCUAGGGUAACUGGUGCGAAAUACUCUUAUCAAUGGAUGGCUUUAGCACAGCAGAACAAUUGGCACGUUUUGCUUGAUGCUGGCUCGUUGGGGCCGAAAGAUAUGGAUUCGUUAGGACUCUCUUUGUUUCGUCCCGAUUUCAUUAUCACUUCGUUUUACAAAGUUUUUGGGUACGAUCCAGCUGGAUUUGGAUGCCUUCUGAUCAAGAAAUCGGUGAUGUCUAGCCUUCAGAAUCAAUCGGGUCAGACAGGUGCGGGAAUUGUAAAAAUCACUCCUUUGUUUCCUCUUUACCUCGGCGAUUCCAUGGACGGUUUGCCUGGUUUUUCUGGAAUCGAAGACGAUGAAGUGAUCGAUGAAGAUGACGAUCCCAUGGCUGAAACUCGUCCUGGCUCGCAUUUACCAGCCUUCUCGGGUGCGUACACGUCUGCUCAGGUGAGAGACGUGUUCGAUACAGAGAUCGAGAAUGAAAACAGCUCCGACAGGGACGGAGGAGCCAGCACGAUAUUUGAGGAAACAGAGAGUUUUUCUGUGGGAGAGGUUAUGAAGAGCCCGGUUUUCAGUGAAGACGAGUCGUCGGAUAACUCGUUAUGGAUUGAUUUAGGUCAAAGUCCUUUGAGUUCAGAUAAUAACAAGGUGAAGGCCUCUCCUCCGCCUCCGUUUUGGUUUUCCGGCAAGAAGAAGCAAGAUUCGUCGAAAGAGGUUGAUUCGUUCGACGCUGCUGUUCGCUCGGUUUCGCACGACGUACCGAAGAGCAAAUUGUUGUCUCGUUCGGGAUCAAACGGGGCCAGAACAGAUAAGAUCGGUUCAACGAGCGAAAUUAUAUGCCAAGACGGAAAAGAUAGCGCGAUUAGAAGAGAAACGGAGGGCGAUUUCAGGCUAUUGGGAAGGAGGAAGUGUAAUGCAUAUUCCGGGAGAAGGGUUUCGUUUAGCACGGAAGAUCAGAAUCAGAAUCCAUCGAAUAUACUCGAGCCCGAUGAUUACGAAGAUGAGGAUGAUGAAGUGGAGUCGUCGGGUAGAAGGGAAUCCGAGAUCAUAUGCAGACAUCUUGACCAUGUAAACAUGUUGGGUCUAAACAAGACGACAUUACGUCUCCGAUUUCUAAUCAACUGGCUCGUGACAUCGUUACUUCAGUUAAGAAUACCCGGUUCUGACGAUAAAACUGCCCUUGUUCACAUAUAUGGUCCGAAGAUAAAGUACGAGAGGGGUGCAGCCUUAGCUUUUAAUGUGAGGGACCUGAACAACAGGGGUCUGAUCAAUCCCGAGACAGUUCAGAAGCUAGCCGAUACUCACGGAAUUGCUCUUGGAAUUGGUAUUCUUAGCCGGAUAAAGAUUUUGGACGGAGUGAAGCUUGAAGAGACGACGUUAUGCAGACCGAUGGAAACUAAACCGAAUGGUGGGAAGAGGGGCGGUUUCGUUAGAGUUGAGGUAGUUACCGCUUCGCUUGGCUUUCUGACUGAUUUUCAAGACGUUUAUAAGUUUUGGGCGUUUGUUGCCAAGUUUCUUAACCCCGAGUUUAUUAAAGAUGGAGGACUCACAGAAGAGAUUUGCGGUUGAUGGUUGGUCGUUCAUAGAAAGAGCGCGAUGGCUCGCCUUCUUGGCAUGAAGGAUUUUUUGUGUUAUGAAAAAAGAGGUUUUGGGGAAGAAUUCUUCAUGGCUUUGAAGAGCUUACUAUUAUUGUAGCAGGUGCAUGUAUUUGUUCAUUCUUCAUGAUUCUAAAUUAUAUGUAUUUUAACUUUUUUUGGUUUAUAUUUUACCUACAACUAAGGUUUAUUAGUUAGUAGUAUUUAUUCAAUGGGACAUUUAUACUA
Molecule: messenger RNA, 3306 nt
Organism: Impatiens glandulifera
Lineage: Eukaryota; Viridiplantae; Streptophyta; Magnoliopsida; Ericales; Balsaminaceae
Exons: 1
Coding region: 551-3052 (833 amino acids)
Source: RefSeq, a predicted model, not a curated record